AUGGAGCACGAUAGCGUGACCAGCUGGUUUGUGCGCCGCAGGGCGGCUGCGCCGCCAGUCCAGGAGGGCGCCGACGGAAAGCAGCAGAAGGGCAAGGGAAAGCAGAAGGAGGCGGUGGCCGCGCCCGCAGACAAGAAGCCCUCAAACCCAGUGGCGGCAGCGGCGGCGGCUGUCGCCGCUGCGGCAGCCGAGAAGAAGGACAGGAAGGCCGCCGGCGCCGCCCCUGCGAGCGACAAGAAGCCGUCCAGCGCUUCCGCAGCCGGCGACAAGAAGGCAGCUGGCGCCGCAGCCGGCGACAAGAAGGUGCCAGCAGCCGGCGCGGGCGCCGGCAAGCAGGCCCCCGCCGCUGGCGCAGCGGCCGCCAAGAAGCCCCCUGCCGCCAGUGCAGCACCCGCCAAGAAAGGCCCCGGCGCUGGCACAGCAGUGGACAAGAAGGCGGCGGCGCCAGCCGCCGCAGCGGACGACAGAAAGCAGAGGGCCGCCCCUCCCGCUGCUGUGCCCGCUGCCCCGAGCUCGGGCGCCGACAGCGACAGCGACGAGGAGCCGGCGCUGGCGCCUGCGGGGCGGGAGCAGGGGGCCGGCGAGCAGCAGCAGGGCGGGGAGAGGGAGAGGGAGAGGGAGCUGUUUGAUGAGGCCGAGUACCGCCCCCGAGUGGUUGCCUACAGCGACAGCGACUCUGAUGUGGAGUCUCACUUCAAGCGCGUGAAGACGCACCUGCUGCCGCCCAGCGAGGAGGAGGCGGCGGAGCGAGCGGCGGCCGAGGCGGCCGCGGCGGCCGCCGCUGCCGCCGAGGAGGCCGCCGCGGCCGAGGCGGCGCGCCAGCAGGCCGGCCUGCGCCGCCUGCGCGGCGCGGUGGCGGGCGCGGCGGGGGCGGCGGGGCGCAGCCUGGGGCCCCACCUCACCGCCGCCCUGGCCGCCCGCGCGGGUGGGCUGCUGCUGCUGGGCCGGGCGCGGCCCCGGGCCGCCUACGCGGCGGGGCUGCUGGGCGCUGCCGUGCCGCUGGCUGGCGCGGCAGCUGCCAGGGCGGGGCUGGACCUGGGAGCGCUCCCCGCCCCGCUGCUGGCAGCUGGGCAGGAGCUGGAGCAGCUAGGCAAGGCUGCGCUGGCGCUGGCGGCGGCCCGCCUGCUGCGCGUGGGCCUGCAGCGCCAGCGCCGGCGGCGGCAGGAGCGGCGGCGGCGGCGCAGCGAGGCGCUGGCCGACGCGGCGGGGCGUGCGGACGCUGCCACGGCCACAGAGGGCGAGCAGCCCGCCACGCCGGGGCGCCUGCUGCGCCGCAAGUCGUCAGUCAACCUGGCGGCGCUGCGCGCGUGCGCCGACCUGGGCGCCGCCAUCGAGGCGCGGCAGCCCCACCCGGCGGCGGAGUGGGCGGCGGCGGGGCACCCCCAGACGGGGGCGGAGUGGGGGGCGGUGUAUGGGGUUGAGGUGCAGGAGAUGGGGCGCAUGCUGCAGGAGAACGAGGUGGAGCUGCCGGGCGAUCGCUUCGAUGCCACCAACGCCGAGCUGCUGCGCUUCGCCAAGGCCUGCAACCUGCUCACGGCCAAGACCCCCGAGCAGCGCGCGGCGGCGGUGGAGGCGGGUGUGAGCCGCGUGGUGCACACCCAGGAGUGGGCGGGGCGCCAGCGCUUCAUGAGCGACCGGGAGCUGCGCCGCUGGGAGCGCCUGGUGGCCUGGAAGGCGCACGACGCCAGCGGGAGGCCCAUCCUGCUGGCGCGCGUGGGCCGCGCGCAGCAGCUGGUCAAGCCCGAGCGGUACGACGACUUCGCCACCGCCCUGCUCACGCUGGUGCACCGCGGCCUCACCACCCAGCUCAGCAACUCCAAUGGGCCAGGGGAGCAGAUGGUGGUGGUGCUGGACUGCCGGGGCGGCAGCAGCAUAGGCCUGACGCGCCACAUGGGGCUGCUGAAGAAGCUGGCGGUCACCCUGAACCAGCACUAUCCGGACCGCCUGUUCCGCCUGCACCUGCUGGAGCUGCCGCUGCUGCUGCGCUGGGUGCUGCACGCGGUGACGCCGCUGCUGCACCCCAACACCCGCAGCAAGGUGGUGCUCAGCAGCAUGAGCGACCCGGGCCUGCCCGUCACAGUGGCCUUCCUGUCCAAUAGGCGCUCCGUGGCCAAGCCCAGCUCCAUGAAGCGCAGCAUCAGCAACUGCUCCUUCCCCAGCAGCGGUGACGCCACGCCCGCGCUGCUGUCGCCGCAGCAGACCCCCAGCGCCAGCCUGCUGCCCGCUAUGGUGGCGGCGGCCACCGCGGGCAUGGCUGCGGGCGCUGAAGCCGGCACCAGCACAGCAGGCACUGCGUCGGGGCAGCAGCUGGGGGAUGACGACAUCCCCACCACGCCUCCCCCAACCCUCAAGGCGCCACAUUCCCCUCGGGAGGUGGCCAAGCCGCGCCAGCAGCAGCAGCAGCAGCAGGCGGGCCAACAGCAGCAGCAGCAGCAGCAGUGGGCGGUGGCGCUGGGGCCGGAGGCGGGACAGCCACGCCCCACGCCGUCCUCGCCGUUUGUCUGCAAGACACCCGCGCAGCAGGCGCAGCAGCAGGCGCAGCAGGCGGCGGCGGCCGUGCAGGGGCUGGGGCAGCCGCCGGCGGCAGCCGUCGGCAGCCAGGCCGGCGCCGGCGCCGCCGCCGCAGCAGCAGGGGAUCGCGCGGCAGGGCAGCCGCCGGUAUCGGCGGCCGCCUCGGCGGCCCAGGGCAUCACCAGCCACGCCGUGCCUUGGUCUCCUGGCAUGCAGUCCCCGGCUGGCGCCCUCAGCCGCGACAGCAGCUGCGGGGACGAGCCGGUGUCGGCGGCGCGGGCCAAGGCGGCCGCCGACGCGGUGCGGGAGCUGGAGCAGUGGCAGCAGCAGCACGCGCUGCAGGCAGGGACGCAGGCCGGCAGCGGCAGCCGCGACGGCGCGGGCGGGCUCACGGGCCGGCUGGGCCAGCCGCAGCUGCAGCUGCAGCGGCUGGAAAGCGCCGGAUCCUCUAUCAGCCUGCCGCCCCUGGCCUCUGCCCUGUCGGCCCCGCCAGCCAUGCCCACGCCGCCGGCCGCCUCCCCAGGCAGCGCCAGCAGCGGCAGCGCGCUGGGCAGCUGGCUGGGCGGGCUGCUGCCGGGCCAGUGGGGCGCCGCCGCCGCCGACCAGGCCGGCCAGCAGCAGCGCCAGCGGCGGGUGCGCCGCCAGCCGGUGCACCGCCUGCCGCUGGCCGGCAUGCUGGCCGGCAGGGAGGGUGGCGGCGGCAGCGGCGGCAGCACGCCGCGCACGCCGCAGAGCGGGCGCCCCAAGAUGGUUGGCGGCCUGGUGGAGCUCCCUGAGCGGACCGGCAGGCUGACGCCCGGCCGCUGCCAGACGCCGCGCAAGAGCAGCCUGCGGCGCAGCGAGUCUGCCGACUCCCUGCCCACCUCCCGCAGCAGGCUGGGCAGCCACCCGCUGCGCCGGCAGUCGUCUGUGUCAUGGGCGGAGGAGCUGGAGAGCAUCAAGGAAAUCCACGCCCGCGAGUCGCCGCCCCACGGCGCCCUGCGCACCCGCCUCGCCUCCGUGACGCACCCGCAGCUCCUGCUGCUGGCCUGCAUCCUGUCGCUGGUGAUGGCGGCAGCGCUGCAGCGCCUGCUGCUCACCCUGACGCUGUGA
Chlorella variabilis is the source of this 3603-nucleotide messenger RNA. RefSeq lists its product as hypothetical. Lineage: Eukaryota; Viridiplantae; Chlorophyta; Trebouxiophyceae; Chlorellales; Chlorellaceae. The transcript has 12 exons. Bases 1 to 3603 code for a protein of 1200 amino acids. The record is from RefSeq and is a predicted model, not a curated record.